AGUUGUUAAAAGUUUGAUCAAAACACAAAACCAGACGUUACAGGAAGAACGUCAAUAUAACCUUACUUUAUUUUAAAGAAUUCGAUUGCUUCCUUGCUUGACACUGACACUUUUGACAAUUUAAAUAAUUUAAAAUGAGAAAACAAGUUUUAAUUUGAUAUAAUACUUUAAGGAAGACAAAAUGCAUUUAUUUCAUUUAAUGAUUGAAAUAUAUUUGAUUACGUAAUUAGGGAAUUUCUAAUUCAAGGAAAAAGUUAGUUGAAAAGUUUAGUGUAAGCUAGAGAGGAGUAUCUUGUCUAGUUAUGGAAGAAUCAAAUUUGGGUUCUGUUGAUAAAAGUUUUGUGUAUAAACUACCUAGAAAACUUGUAAGAAUAGAAUACCCUGGACUUGUAAAAAAUGUAUCGAAUGCUAUUGAGACUUUAGGAGGAAUAUACAGCAUAGAAACGGCUAUAGAGGAUGAGAGAAAAAAACUGGAAUUGCGAUUUCACCCAGACAACAAAUUUAACAAACCCUGUACAUCGGAUCGAUAUGACAACCCUAGUUUACUAAUAAAAGUUAAAGAAAAGGAUGGACAGUAUGAAUAUGACAUUAUUGGAUAUACUGCCACAAAUUUUAAAUUUAACAGGACUGUAGAUUUUCAGUACUUACCUAUUUUACAAGAUGAUAAAACAGAAUCUACUGAAUUCGUGUACUAUGACAUUAUGCCAAAGAAAUUGCCAGACUUGGAAUACUUCACAUAUCCUAUUAGUUAUAUUCUACAUAAUACAUUAAAACUUUGCAGAUCCAAAGAAGCCGCCAACCAGUCGCUAUUUCUACUACCACACAAUUUUUGUCGAUAUGAUAUAACACAUCACACCCUCUAUUUGAAAGCAGACGAGAAAUUCAACUUGGAUGUACCCAGUGCCAAUACGAAUACUAUGUUUAAAAUGUUUGAAACAAGGAAAAGGGAGAAUUCGUCAUAUAAGCAACUGUCAUAUAUACUUAAUUUCACAGAUCCAAAUCUGGAGAUACCCCAAGAACCUAAGGAACCAAUAUUUAAGAUUAUCCAGGAGAAGUGCUUAGAAGAGAUUUGUGAAAAGAUAAAGAAGAUUUUCGAAGAGAGACCGAUGUGGACCAAAGCUGCAAUUCAACACAAGAGUGGGUUUACUAACGAGAUGUCUAAGAUAUUACUGCCGGCAAACGCUUACUUCUGGUGCACUGGUCCCUGGAGAAUGAUAUGGACUAGGUUUGGUUACGAUCCCAGAGCUGACUUAAGCAGUAGAAUUUACCAAAUUUUAGAUUUUCGAAUCAGAGAAAGCGAAGGAACAAAAAUAAUGGUCAGAGCUAAACGCGCUGCUUAUAGGAAAGACAUUUUACAAACCAAGAUGGACGAAAGUCAUUAUAUCUUGACACCAGACGUAAUUCCACCCGCUAGGCAAAUGUUUUACCAGUUUUGUGAUGUACUUAUACCCGAAAUUCAGGAGAUGAUGCAGAGACUACCGAAAGCCCAGGCAAAAUUGGAUGUAAAGAAUGGUUGGUUACCUGUCAAUUUUUUAGAUCAGUGUCGAGAAAUAGCAAACAAAUAUGUGAUGAAGAACGUACACCAGGAGUUGGUUGCUUAUAGUUUAAAAAACGAACAACGACAACAAGAAAAAGGAGAAUCCGACGAAGACGAUGAAGAGAAUCCUUUGGCUUAUUCUAGUAGGAUGUUAAAUCAAAUGAAGAUGGGGUUCAAGAGGAGUUUAGGUGGAGCUCAGGUCGGGGAAAAUCUUGGAACUGUCGUUUUGUCCUCGGACGAUGACAGCGAUGCAGAAAUGGAACCAACUGAGCUGCCUGCUCAAUUGUCAGAUGAGGAACAACUCAGUGAUAACUCCGAGAUGGAACUGGAUAUGGAAGCGUUGGAAGAAAUCAAUCAAAUGAUAUCCCAAACGAAAAAAGAAGAAAAAAAAAAUAAAUAAUUAGAGUAAAUAAAAUGUUUUAUUGUGUUGUAUUGAGUGAACGAAAUGGAAUGAUUGAGAAUGUUACUUUUAUUAUUUAUUCAGUAUGUUUGGGGCGAGAGGUGACAGCUCAGAAAA
This is a messenger RNA of Diabrotica balteata, 2054 nucleotides long. Lineage: Eukaryota; Metazoa; Arthropoda; Insecta; Coleoptera; Chrysomelidae. The record is from the annotation of a GenBank genome assembly.